AAGCCAGGCAGAAGAGCGCUGCACCCGCUUCCGUGUUUGUGUGAUCAGGGAGUGCACAGCCGGGGGAGUUUCACCGUUUCAUUCAUUUGUGAAGAGUAGCGCAAAGCAAGUGACCAGCAAGGAAAAUGUCACAUGAACUGAAACAUGUAUUUGCCAGUCUCCCUCAGAUGGAGAGGGGAGUUGCAAAAGUGAUUGGUGGCGAUCCGAAAGGCAACAACUUUGUGUAUACCAAUGGGAAGUGUGUCAUCAUCAGGAACAUCCAAAAUCCGGCUAUAGCCGACAUCUACACUGAACAUGCCCAUACGGUUACUGUGGCCAAAUAUUCGCCCAGUGGAUUCUACAUUGCAUCUGGAGAUGUAUCUGGAAAGAUCCGUAUCUGGGACACCACCCAGAAAGAGCACAUCCUCAAGUACGAGUACACCCCUCUCUCUGGCAAGGUCAAGGACAUUGCGUGGACCGAGGACAGCAAGAGGAUGGCUGUCGUUGGGGACGGCCGAGAGAAGUUUGGAUCCGUGUUCCUGUGGGACACUGGCUCCUCAGUCGGGGAUCUUUCCGGCCACUCCAAAUUGAUCAACAGUGUGGACAUAAAGCAGACGCGUCCUUACCGCCUGGUCACUGGCAGUGAUGACACGUGCGGGUCUUUCUUCAAGGGGCCUCCCUUCAAGUUCGAGUUCACAUUACAUGACCACAACCAGUUCGUCAACUGUGUUCGUUUCUCUCCAGAUGGAAAUCGGUUUGUCACAGCUGGUGCUGAUGGCCAGCUGUUCCUCCACGAUGGGAAGGAAGGGACACUUAUUUCCACACUGGGUGGAGAGAAGGCCCACAAAGGAGGAAUCUAUGCUGUCAGCUGGAGCCCUGACAGCUCCCAACUGAUCUCUGCCUCGGGGGACAAGACGGUGAAACUCUGGGAUGUCGGUGCAGGCACUGCCGUCACCACCUUCAACCUGGGCACUGAAGUGACAGACCAGCAGCUGGGCUGCCUGUGGCAGAAUGACCACCUCCUCACGAUCUCCUUGUCAGGGUACAUCAACUACUUGGACAAGAACAACCCCAACCGGCCCAUACGCACGAUCAAGGGUCACAGCAAAUCUAUCCAGUGUGUGACUGUCCACAAAAAGGAUGGACGACCAUACAUCUACUCGGGGAGUCACGAUGGACACAUCAAUUACUGGGAUGCUGAAACUGGGGAAAACGAUUGCUUCACCGGGAAGGGCCACAGCAACCAGGUGAGCCAGAUGGUGAUCGGCCAGGCCAGCGAGCUGGUAACGUGCAGCAUGGAUGAUACACUGCGCUACACCAACCUCAACAAGACAGAGUACAGUGCUUCUGAUGUGGUGAAGAUGGAUUUCCAGCCUAAAAGUGUGUCUGCAGCUUCAGGAGGGCUGUCAGUGGCUGUGUGCAUUGGGCAGAUUGUCUUGCUAAAGGAUAAGAAGAAAGUCUUUACAUUGGACAAUCUGGACUAUGAAGCCGAGGUGGGAGCUAUCCAUCCUGGGGGCACCGUUGCAGCGGUGGGAGGCGCAGAUGGGGACAUCCGUCUGUACUCGAUUCAGGGCAACACUCUGAAGGACGAGGGUCAGACUAUCAAGGCAACAGGCGCGGUCACAGCCAUGGCCUACUCUAACGAUGGAGCCUAUCUGGCUGUCAUCGAUGAUAAGAAAGUUGCCACUGCGUUCACCGUGGCUGACAGCUACUCGGUCAAAAAUGAGUUCUAUGGCCACCACGCCAAACCAGUGACUUUGGCAUGGUCACCUGACAACGAGCACUUUGCGACUGGUGGGAUGGACAUGAUGGUGUUCAUUUGGACCAUUUCUGAUCCAGACAAGAGGGUUAAGCUCUCAGACACUCAUCGGUUGCACCACGUUACUGGCCUGGCUUGGGUAGAUGAGCACACUCUGGUCACCACCUCCCAUGAUGCCAGCAUUAAGCAGUGGACGAUUACAUACUGAGCUGGAAGCAGACAAACCUCCGCUUCUCCAGGGACAAGGACUACUGUAGAAUUCAAUCUUUGCUUUUACUGUUUGCUGUAAACAUCUGAGAUUGUAAACGGUUGAAUGGGGAAAGCUCCUAUAAAAAUGAUUCGAGAUAUGUCUCUUUGAUGUGAAUAACCUCAACUUACCACAUAAACCGAUUGUUGAAAUAUCGGACGUAACAAUGAGUACUUUUACAUCUCUGAGCAAUGUGGACCCACAAUAUUUGUAAGCUCAACAUUCCAUAGGUAAUUGCUUUCACGCCACUUAAACUAAAAUCUUUAGGCUCAAUGCAUCUGAACUAAAUGUACCAACUUUUUUUUUUUUCAAUCAAGUUAUGUUGGAAAGAAAUUAAACCUUAUUUGGUUGCAUUACUGAAAUGAAUAGUAGAUGAUCCAAGCAAUAGUUGCCUGACACCUCAGUUUUCAUGGUGUAAGGGGAUGGGUGUGUUUUUGCUUUGUGUAAGGUUUUAUACUUUGUAUGUAUCACAUCUCUUCCUGCUGAGCUGGGGCGUGUUAAUGGGUACGUGGACAACCAAGGCGCUCUGUCAGUUCGGUUGAAGGUUCCUUGUUGCUGUGCUUUUUCUUUGGGCCCACUAUGCUUGUCUGCACUUGUCAUGUACUCAUGUGUAUGCAUUUUCUUCCAAGAUGGAAGUGGUCAAUAAAACAUUUUUAUGCAUCUUCCCUUUCA
This is a messenger RNA of Gasterosteus aculeatus aculeatus (three-spined stickleback), 2657 nucleotides long. The record is from RefSeq and is a predicted model, not a curated record. Lineage: Eukaryota; Metazoa; Chordata; Actinopteri; Perciformes; Gasterosteidae.